Colletotrichum acutatum is the source of this 1480-nucleotide messenger RNA. Its product is annotated as 2OG-Fe(II) oxygenase superfamily protein. The coding region runs from base 353 to 1399 and encodes 348 amino acids. The record is from RefSeq and is a predicted model, not a curated record. The transcript has 5 exons. Gene Ontology annotation, molecular function: 2-oxoglutarate-dependent dioxygenase activity. NCBI's taxonomy places the organism in Eukaryota, Fungi, Ascomycota, Sordariomycetes, Glomerellales, Glomerellaceae.
AGUAGGUUACACAUCCGAGGAGUGCAACAUGACAACGCAAGACCCAUCAGCCUCUCGUGAAACCAAAUCUGACCACGGAUAUCCCGCUGCCUCGGCCCUCUCCGCCCUUCAGUCACUAUCAAACGCUUCGUAAUAGUCAUUACCCAAGUCGUUGCCCCGGCCCCAAGCGGUCCCGUCCGCCCCUCCAUCAUCCCAGUCUUAUCGCUUAUCGCAUCCCACUUCGCGCGACUUCAGUUGAAUCUCGCCCCUCCAACCCUCCAUUCUCAUAAGUCAGCUCCGGCCGCUUCCCUUCCGGAGUACUUUAUCUGACCUACUGAACCGUUAAUCACAAACGGACGGAGGCAAAUACACCAUGGCGCCCAAGGCUAAUAUCCCAAUUAUUGACAUUGCCGCGGAGGGUGUCGACAGGGCCGCCAUUGCGCGCCAACUUGUCGAUGCCGCCGUCGAGCAUGGCUUCAUUUACAUCCGUAACACUGGCAAGUACAUCACGCUAAGCGACCAAGACUCGGCAUUUGAUCUGUCCAAGAAGUUGUUCAAGGCACCUGUCGAGGAGAAGGCGGCGUGCACUAUCCAGAAGAACAACCGCGGCUGGUCCGGUAUGCACUCUGAGACUCUCGACCCCAAGAAUCAAAAGGUCGGCGAUUACAAGGAGGCCUUCAACUUUGGCGAGUUCAAGGAUGGCAAGGCCCAGCAACCUCUGCCUCCCACCAUUCAAUUAGAUGAGCCCUUCCUGAACUCGUUUAGAGAUCAGUGCCAUACCCUCUGUCUGGAACUCCUCGAGCUUCUCGGCAUUGGCCUCGAUGUCAACCCCACAGACUUCUUCUCGUCCGCCCACCUCCGCUCAAAGGGCGACUCGGGCACGAUCCUCCGCAUGCUCUACUACCCGCCUACCUCAGCCACCUCCUCCAACCCAGACGACGUCCGCGCCGGAGCCCACUCCGACUACGGCUCCGUCACCCUCCUCUUCCGCCUCCGCGGCCAGGCGGGGCUCGAGAUCCUCACCCGCGAAAACACCUGGGCCCCCGUCCCCGUCACGCCGCCCGGCACCGAAGCGGAUGCCCUGCCGCCCAUCCUCAUCAACAUCGGCGACCUCCUCAGCUACUGGACCAACGGCCUCUUCCGGAGCACCGUCCACCGCGUCGUGUUUGGCGGGGAGGGCGCCGAGGGCGAGACGGAUACGGGGCCGAGGUACUCCAUGGCCUUCUUCUGUCACCCCGUGGGCUCUGUGGCGCUGGAUCCCGUGCCGAGCGAUAGGGUGAAGGAGUUUGUCGCGCCCGAGGGGACGCCGAACGCGAAUCCUUAUGCGGAGCGCAAGGUCAUGACUGCUGAUGAUCAUUUAUUCAUGAGGCUGAGGGAGAGUUAUAAGGGGCUGUACAAGGAGGAGGAGGCCAAGGCAUGAGUUUUCCCAAGUGGAAAAGUCCGAAUUCGUCAUGUUCGUAUGCAUUCGUAAAACAACCCAUAACGUUGUGACCUGUUGUAU